Messenger RNA from Protobothrops mucrosquamatus (brown spotted pit viper), 1077 nucleotides. RefSeq names its product ELAV like RNA binding protein 1 (gene ELAVL1). Lineage: Eukaryota; Metazoa; Chordata; Lepidosauria; Squamata; Viperidae. The record is from RefSeq and is a predicted model, not a curated record. The transcript has 6 exons. Gene Ontology annotation, molecular function: RNA binding. Gene Ontology annotation, cellular component: ribonucleoprotein complex. The coding region runs from base 72 to 1049 and encodes 325 amino acids.
CCAUCUUCCUCUUCCCUGCUCGGGCGCCCCGCCGCAGUCGCAGCCGUCGUCAGGUUUCAUCUCUCGUUAAAAUGUCUAACGGUUAUGAAGACCACAUGGCGGACGACUGCAGGGACGACAUCGGCAGGACAAAUUUAAUUGUUAACUACCUUCCUCAGAACAUGACCCAGGAUGAGUUGCGGAGCCUGUUUAGCAGCAUAGGGGAGGUGGAGUCCGCCAAGCUUAUUCGCGACAAAGUGGCAGGACACAGCUUGGGUUACGGUUUUGUGAACUACGUGACCGCAAAAGAUGCUGAAAGAGCAAUCAACACACUGAACGGCCUGAGACUUCAGUCCAAAACUAUCAAGGUGUCGUAUGCUCGCCCAAGCUCCGAGGUGAUUAAAGAUGCCAACUUAUACAUAAGUGGGCUGCCACGGACCAUGACACAGAAAGAUGUGGAAGACAUGUUUUCACGGUUUGGACGCAUUAUCAACUCGCGUGUGCUGGUGGAUCAGACUACAGGCUUGUCCCGAGGGGUUGCCUUCAUCCGGUUUGACAAAAGAUCAGAAGCGGAGGAAGCGAUUUCAAACUUCAACGGCCACAAGCCGCCGGGCUCCUCUGAACCCAUCACGGUGAAGUUCGCAGCCAACCCCAACCAGAAUAAAAACGUGGCUCUCCUGUCCCAGCUCUACCACUCCCCAGCUAGACGGUUUGGGGGGCCUGUCCAUCACCAGGCCCAGAGAUUCAGGUUCUCUCCUAUGGGUGUAGAUCACAUGAGUGGGCUUUCUGGUGUAAAUGUCCCAGGAAACUCUUCGGGCUGGUGUAUCUUCAUCUACAACCUUGGCCAAGAUGCCGAUGAGGGAAUCCUCUGGCAGAUGUUUGGCCCCUUUGGCGCGGUGACUAAUGUGAAAGUCAUCCGCGACUUCAACACCAACAAGUGUAAAGGCUUUGGCUUUGUGACAAUGACAAACUAUGAAGAAGCCGCCAUGGCCAUAGCGAGUCUUAACGGCUACCGGCUGGGGGACAAACUCUUGCAGGUUUCCUUCAAAACCAACAAGUCCCACAAAUAACUUCUUCGCUCGUGGCUUCUCCUCCUCC